ACGUCGCGUCGCCGGGUCUCGAGCAGCUGCCUCGGAGCCGCCGGUCGGACCGCCCGCCCCGCCCGCCCCGCCUGCCCGCCAUGGCUGAGAGUGACUGGGACACGGUGACGGUGCUUCGCAAAAAGGGCCCCACGGCCGCCCAGGCCAAGUCCAAGCAGGCCAUCUUAGCGGCUCAGAGACGAGGAGAAGAUGUGGAGACGUCCAAGAAAUGGGCCGCUGGCCAGAACAAACAGCAUUCGAUCACCAAGAACACGGCCAAGCUGGAUCGGGAGACGGAGGAGCUGCACCACGACCGGGUGACCCUGGAGGUGGGCAAGGUGAUCCAGCAGGGCCGGCAGAGCAAGGGGCUGACCCAGAAAGACCUGGCGACGAAAAUCAACGAGAAGCCGCAGGUCAUCGCGGACUAUGAGAGCGGCCGGGCCAUCCCUAACAAUCAGGUCCUCGGCAAGAUCGAGAGAGCCAUCGGCCUCAAGCUCCGGGGGAAGGACGUCGGGAAGCCCAUCGAGAAGGGGCCGAGGGCGAAAUGAACACAAAGCCUCGAAGUCAGUGCGUCCGGCUGACCUCGCCUGGCUGGUUCCCUGACCGCCACCGCUGGCGCGGGUCUCUCCACGUGGCCAAGUGGAACGCAGGGCGUCAGCCCUGCCCGGGACCCCUCCCCAAACCUGCUGUCAGACUAACAAACAAAACUUUGCAAAGUG
Molecule: messenger RNA, 698 nt
Organism: Camelus dromedarius (Arabian camel)
Lineage: Eukaryota; Metazoa; Chordata; Mammalia; Artiodactyla; Camelidae
Gene: EDF1
Product: endothelial differentiation related factor 1
Exons: 5
Coding region: 81-527 (148 amino acids)
Cellular component (GO): nucleus
Molecular function (GO): DNA binding
Source: RefSeq, a predicted model, not a curated record